AUGACCACCGCAGGUCACCUCGACACAGACGCCAUCGCCCGCUCUGGUCUCGCCGACCCAGAGACGCACGGCAUCCCCCAGAUCGCCGGCAAGGGCUCCAUCGACGUGACCCGCCAGCGCUCCGUCUCCGACUCGGACGAUGAGCUCCCCACCGAGGAGG
Molecule: messenger RNA, 160 nt
Organism: Fusarium tjaetaba
Lineage: Eukaryota; Fungi; Ascomycota; Sordariomycetes; Hypocreales; Nectriaceae
Product: peptide transporter ptr2
Exons: 1
Source: RefSeq, a predicted model, not a curated record